UCCGAAAAAGUACCUCAGAAACAGAGUUGUUCAGCGAAGCGAACCAAAUCUUUCUCCAAACUCAGUUUCUUUCUCCCUUUUCCAUUUCUCACCCAAAUUCAACAAUUUCCCCAAAUACCUAAUCUUGUUUAUUCCUCGAAGAUUUACUGUUUCGACAGUUUUGAUUCCGCGCCAUGGCAGCUGAAACCGAUCAAGGCACAACGCUGUGCUCUCACUGCGAUCGGGCUAUCCCUGCCGCAAAUAUUGAUUUGCAUUAUGCUCAUUGCUCCCGGAAUCUUGAAAAAUGCAAAAUUUGUGGUGACAUGAUUCCCAAACUACAUGCUGAGGAUCACUAUUUAAGCACCCAUGCACCGGUUGCGUGUUCAAUGUGCAGUGAGACAAUGGAUCGUGAUGUUUUAGAUAUCCACAGAGGUGAAAAUUGUCCACAAAGGAUUGUCACAUGUGACUUCUGUGAGUUCCCAUUGCCAGCAAUUGAUUUGGCUGAGCAUCAGGAAGUAUGUGGGAAUCGAACAGAACUUUGUCACCUUUGUAACAAAUAUGUUAGAUUACGGGAAAGGUACAAUCAUGACAGCAGUUGCAAUAGAAUCCAAGACAGUGCUGCAGGGUCUUCAAGGGCUACAAGGCCAGCUGAAAGAGAUGAAGGUGCUCAUAGAAGGGCACGACCACCACCGCCGCAGAAUGAACUCUCUACAAAACGUCUUCUUUUCACAAUAGCAAUCACUGGAAUUGCAGUCAUACUCGGAUCCAUGUUUUUCCA
Molecule: messenger RNA, 757 nt
Organism: Arachis ipaensis
Lineage: Eukaryota; Viridiplantae; Streptophyta; Magnoliopsida; Fabales; Fabaceae
Product: TRAF-type zinc finger-like protein
Cellular component (GO): mitochondrion
Source: RefSeq, a predicted model, not a curated record